AUGGGUCAACAUGUUUCAAGAACUGAUUUCGAAUGGGUUUAUACAGAAGAACCACAUGCUUCACGGCGUAAAAUAAUUUUAGGUAUGAAUACAAAGUAUUAUAAAGUAUUUUGAGUUUUAUAAUUUCUCUCUAUUUAUUUCUGAAAUAAAAGUUUGGUUUGUUUAGCGAAAUGCUAUAAAUGAAACUAACAAAUAUUGAAUGAUUAAUGUUUAAAAAUUAAAUUGAUAGUUUUUUCAAACUUUAAUUCAUCAUACACUAAUUUUACAAUACAUAAUAUAUAUUUUUAUAAGAUAUAUUAAAACAUUUCACUCUCUUUUCAGAAAAAUAUCCACAAAUAAAAAAAUUAUUUGGAUAUGAUCCAAAGUUUAAAUGGGUGGUAACGGGAAUGGUUUUAACUCAGUUUAUUUCUAUGUUUUUUGUGAAAGAUUUAAGUUAUCCAAUGUUGUUUCUUUUAGCAUAUUGUUUUGGAGGUGUAAUUAAUCAUUCUCUUAUGUUAGCAAUACAUGAAAUAGCACAUAAUCUUGCUUUUGGACAUGCUAGACCCAGAGCUAAUAGAUUAUUUGGAUAUUUUGCUAAUUUACCUAUAGGUAUACCAGUAUCAGUUAGUUUUAAAAAAUAUCAUCUUAUACAUCAUCGUUAUCAAGGAGAUGAAAAAUUAGAUACAGAUUUACCAACAUUGCUAGAAGCAAAAUUAUUUUGUACAACAUUUGGAAAAUUCUGUUGGAUAUGCCUACAGCCAUUUUUUUAUGCAUUUAGACCUCUUAUUGUUUAUCCAAUGGUACCUACAUUAAUGGAAUAUAUAAAUUUAGUAAUACAACUUAGUUUUGAUGGACUGAUAUGGUAUUUUUUUGGUGGAAAAGUCUUAGUUUAUUUAUUAUGUGGAUCAGCAAUGGCAAUGGGAUUGCAUCCCGUUGCUGGACAUUUUAUAUCAGAACAUUAUAUGUAUAGAAAAGGUUUUGAAACAUAUAGUUAUUAUGGUCCAUUAAAUUGGAUUACAUUUAAUGUUGGAUACCACAAUGAACAUCAUGAUUUUCCUGCUGUUCCUGGCUCAAGAUUACCAGAAGUAAAACGAAUAGCUUCCGAAUUCUAUGAUAACUUGCCACAACAUAACUCUUGGGUUUCUGUUUUAUAUGAUUUCGUUAUGGAUCCUGAUAUAGGCCCAUAUGCAAGAACGAAACGAAAGCAUAGAGGACUCAAUUCAUAA
This is a messenger RNA of Heterotrigona itama, 1205 nucleotides long. The record is from the annotation of a GenBank genome assembly. Lineage: Eukaryota; Metazoa; Arthropoda; Insecta; Hymenoptera; Apidae.